This is a messenger RNA of Strongylus vulgaris, 342 nucleotides long. The record is from the annotation of a GenBank genome assembly. NCBI's taxonomy places the organism in Eukaryota, Metazoa, Nematoda, Chromadorea, Rhabditida, Strongylidae.
AUGAGGUUGGCAAUUCUUCAGAGCUCCUUUACUGAGAGAAUAAUCAUCAUCAUGGUAACAAAAGGCGGGGAUCCAAACGAGGUAAAGGAACAUCUUGAUUGGCUGAAACAGAGAGCCAAAAUUAUUGUUCUUGGCAUUGGUGAUGAUGCAAAAAACUUGGAAGGCUACACUAACCAACCUCAAACAAUUACUAUCAAGGAAUGGAAUGCAGAAUCAAAGGAGCUCAUGGUGUAUGAGGCUGUGGGCUUUUCCGGCUUGGACAAAGAUUUAGACAUGGCUAACAACUUCUCUAAUGUAGAAUCAGAUUUUCUAGGCCCUCGUCAAUCUCGAAAACAGGGUUAA